This is a messenger RNA of Geodia barretti, 3189 nucleotides long. Lineage: Eukaryota; Metazoa; Porifera; Demospongiae; Tetractinellida; Geodiidae. The record is from the annotation of a GenBank genome assembly.
AUGCAACCAAACUUGAAUCGAUUCAUUAUUGUUGCUGUUGUUUUGGCGGUAAUUAUUGGCGGAGGCGCGCUCUUCGUCAAAAUCUAUCCUGACCUGCUCUGGUUUGAUAUGGUCGGUUACCUCACCAUCUACAAGACAGUGCUACUGACAAAAAUAGGGCUGGGGAUUGGCGUCAGUGGUUUCUUUCUUGGCGUGACCCUCAUCAAUCUCUAUCUCCUGUAUCGCUUUACCCCAUCUCGGUUGAGUCCAACGCUCGUCGAAGCGAUCCCGCUCGAAGGUAUGCCCGAUUUUAACCUCCGGAAAGCUGUCUAUGUGGUACUUACACUCUUGGCAGUUGGAGGGAGUAUUGUGGGCGGUUAUGCCUCGACAGAUUAUUGGGAGCAAUUUCUCCGCUAUUCAAACGCCAGCAAUCUUUCCUUCCAAUCCGCGACAUCGCUCGAUGCACCGGCAAAUCGAGAUGCGACAGAUGUCCUUAUUUCUGAAUUGGAGCAUAGUGCGAAAGGGCUUAGAGUAGGAGAUGAAGUUACAAUCGAAGAAGGGGAUAGCAAUCAUACAGCACAAAUCCGCUCCAUCAGUCCGGGCGGGGAUGAGAACGUCAAGAUUGCACUAAGCCAAGGGCUUAGUUUCGAUGCAACCGAAGACGCGGUUUUGGUCGCAGCCGCCCGGGAUCCAAUUUUCAAUAAGGAUGUUACCUACUAUGUUUUUCGGAUGCCCUUAGAACGGCUGAUUUGCGGUUAUCUCUUCGGUCUAUUUAUGCUGGCUACCCUUUUUACGGGGGUGAUUUACUUUUUUCACGGGUUACUUAUCAAUGAGGAUAACCGCUUUGCACCGCCGCAGCGUGUCAGGACCCAUCUGUUCAUACUGAUUGGGUUUACGCUGCUGUGUCGUGCAUGGAAUUACCAGUUUGUGAUGUAUGACCUGCUCUACAAGACCAACGAUGUUGUGCGGGGAGGGGGCGGUUAUGCAGCGAUACAGGCACGGCUGCCUGUGUUAUGGAUACUGCUCACGCUUACCGUCAUUUGCGCGUUGAUUUUCUUCAUCAGCAUUUUUCUACGGCGUAUCUCCAUCGCUGUUGGAGGCAUCAUUGUACUUCUACUUGUUGCUUUUAUGGGACAAGCCUAUCCCCGUAUCGUUCAAAACCUGAAAGUUGAACCGAGCAAGCAGGAACUUGAGGGAACGUAUAUCAACUACAACAUCAGGGCGACACUGCACGCAUAUGAUCUGGAGGAUAGCACCGUGACCGAGACGGAGUACCCCCUGACGGGGGAGCUGUCCCACGAUAGCAUCAGGGGAGAGGAAAACGCAGCAGUGAUUAACAGCAUCCGGCUUUGGGAUUGGCGACCACUGCGGCGGACCUUCCGCCAGCUGCAGGAGUUACGUUCACAAUACGAUUUUUUCGACGUAGAUAUUGACCGUUAUCCGAUGGGAAGUGGCGAACCUCGACAGGUGAUGCUUUCCGGGCGAGAACUGAAUAUCAACGACCUACCGCGUGAAGUGAGCCGGGACUGGUUUAAGCGCACCUACGUCUACACCCACGGUUACGGAGCGGUGCUGAGUCCUGUGAACGAAAUCCUGGACGGAAAGCCGAAGAUGUACAUUCGGGAUAUGGACCCGAUUAAUUACGAACCCGAAUGGACACAUCGGUUUAACGAGAAUCCGGGACCUCGAAUUUACUACGGGGAACGCACCGACCAUUAUGUCAUCGUCCAUCCAGACCGGUUAGACGGCCUUGAGUUUGAUUACCCCGAAACGUUUGGACAAGAUUUUGCCAAAUACUCGUACCAAGGUGAAGGCGGUGUUGACCUUUCUUCGUUCAUCCGAAAGUUUGCGUACAUGUUGAAAUUUAACAACGCGCUCAAUUUCAUCUUGCCUGGUGAAAUCCGAUCAACCAGUCGCGUCCUUUACAAUCGAAACAUAAAGGAGCGUGUCAGCCAAAUCGCCCCGUUCCUGAAAUAUGAUUUCGAUCCUUACCUUGUCCUUCACGAUGGUCGGUUGAUCUGGAUGAUCGAUGCGUAUACAACGACCGCGCGUUAUCCCUAUUCCGCACCGAUGCAGGACGCGAUUCGCAGAACCAUUGAGGAGCGGGGUGGUAGACGUGCCGCUGGACGUAUCAUGGGUGGCGAAAGACCGUGGGGGAACUAUAUCCGUAACGCCGUCAAAGUCACGAUCGAUGCCUAUGACGGCAGCGUGAACUUCUAUCUGAUGGAACAGGAGCAAGAUCCGGUUGCGGAGUGUUAUCGCCGUAUCUUCCCUGAUUUAUUCAAACCGUUUGAUGAGAUGCCCGAAGAUCUUAAAUCGCAUAUCCGAUACCCGACCACGAUGUUUCUGAUUCAAGCGCAGAUGUAUCAGGAUUAUCACAUGAAAGAUCCAAUUACUUUCUAUGCAAGUGAGGACCAGUGGCAAAUCGGGGAGGAACUUUACGAUAACACCGAGCGUCCUCGUCCCGCACAGUCACCGCAACCGCCAAGCCCAUUCACACGUACCCAGCAAUUGCCGGAGACGGUUACAAAUGUGCAAGAGGUUGCCCCCUACUAUGUGGUUGUCAAGAUACCGGGGGAGGAACGUGCGGAAUUUGUCCUGAUGCUGCCUUUCACGCCGAAAAGCAAGCCGAACCUCACCGCUUGGAUUGCUGCGAGAUGCGAUUUGCCACAGUAUGGACAACUGCUUGUCUAUCGCUUCCCGAAAGGAAAACUCGCCCCUGGACCGAUGCAGGUUGAAAACUUCAUCACACAAGAUCCUGAAAUUUCCCAGCAGAUUAGCUUGUGGAAUACGCAAGGUUCAAGCGUCCUACGUGGCAACUUGCUCAUUAUUCCGAUGGAUGAGUCAAUUCUGUAUGUUGAGCCGAUUUACAUCCAAGCGGAGAACGCAGAAUCUGCGAUUCCUGAAUUGCGCCGCGUUGUUGUCGGCUAUAAGGAAAAUGUCACAUGGGGAGCGAGCCUUGAUGAGGCGUUGAUUAACAUGUUCGGUAAGCGGUUGGAGGUCGCGUUAACACAAGACGCUCCUUCUACUGAAGCCGCUGAAGGGGUGAGUGCAUCCGUCCCGAUAUCUAUUUCGACACUGGCAAAACAGGCGAGAGAUCAGUUUGAGGAGGCACAGGAAGCGCAACGCACAGGGAAUUGGGCGGAAUAUGGACGUUACCUUAAUCUGCUCGAAGCGACUUUGCAACAACUUGAGGCGGACGCUCGGUAA